Messenger RNA from Aspergillus luchuensis, 1458 nucleotides. Its product is annotated as prolyl hydroxylase family protein. Bases 1 to 1458 code for a protein of 485 amino acids. Gene Ontology annotation, biological process: peptidyl-proline hydroxylation to 4-hydroxy-L-proline. Gene Ontology annotation, cellular component: endoplasmic reticulum. Lineage: Eukaryota; Fungi; Ascomycota; Eurotiomycetes; Eurotiales; Aspergillaceae. Gene Ontology annotation, molecular function: L-ascorbic acid binding; iron ion binding; procollagen-proline 4-dioxygenase activity. The transcript is spliced from 2 exons. The record is from RefSeq and is a predicted model, not a curated record.
AUGGCCAAGUCAAAAGCUGCCAAGCGCAAGCGCAACGCCCAAGCCGAUCUCCCGCAAAAGGUCCCCAAGGCUGCAUCCACGGUCCUCACUCCCCCUCCCGAUGGCGCCAGUCGAGAGCCGAAAAACCUCAGCACCGUCGUCCCCGACGAGGACCUCGAAAUCACCGUUGAGACGCUCACGACCUUGACUCAGUACCCCAGUCUGACCAAGUCGAAAGCAUGCAAGGAUCUCCGGGUGGCGGUCUACGAGUUCCGUCAAGCCUGUACGACGGGCGUUAACAAUGCCGAGGGCGCGAACCUGACCGCACGAAUCACCGGCGCCCUGGCCGACAAGCGAUACCUGGAAGCAAAGAUCCUGCUUGCCGAGAUGAGAAUCCGGGGUGAACAACCCAAAAUCGGAGCCUUGUGUCGCUGGGUACGAGAUCUCGACGUCGUCAGCGGCCUCUCCACCCAACCCGAAGCCCGCGAGAAGGCCUCCCUUGAGCGCACCCCUCAGGACCUGGAACUCCUCGGCGUUUUGGAUGCCAUCCUACGUGUCAGCACUCCCAUCGACCUCAGAUCGAAUGCAGUCGACUCUACCGAUCCCAUCGCCUUCCAGUCCAUCUGGGACCUCCGUCCCCAGACCACACCCCUUCAAGUAUAUGCCUCCGUCCUCGAUAAAUCGAUCUUGAACGAAGCUCCGAAAGACCCCGCUGCCAUUCGUAUUAUCGAAACGACGCCUGGCCCCCUCCGCAAACCUCCGAACCAUCACCCCGCUAUUCUCUAUACUACACUUCCCAACGCCGUCCCGCUGGACCCCGUUAGCCCAUCGAUCACAUACCAUCCCCACCCCGCAGUCCCAGGCCUCGGACUGGCCUUGAACGUUCUCACCCCGUCAGAAUGCAAAGCCAUUAUCGCCGCCGGCGAAUCCGUGAACUUCCUGCCCGACGUCCCCAUGCGCGAAGACGGCGACAUGAGCAUCCUCGCCCACAACUUCUACUGGGUGAUUGACACCACAUUCCACGACAUGCUCUGGGCACGUAUAUCCAAGUACGUCCCGCAAUCUAUCAACGGUCGUCUCGUUCGCGGUAUCAACCGUCGUUUCCGGGUAUACCGAUACGUCCCUGGUGCCGAGUACCGGUGUCACAUUGACGGCGCUUGGCCGCCGUCGGGUAUCCUUCCCGAUGAUACAUAUGUGUAUGAUGCCUCGCCGGAGGAUAAGAAGCAGAGCUCCAUGUAUACCUUCCUCCUCUAUCUCAAUGAUGAGUUCGAGGGCGGUGAGACAACUUUUUUCAUGCCGGCCGCGAGGGAAGGGACGCUAAAUGCAUACCCCGUGCGCCCUGUCAUGGGAGCCGUUGCCAUUUUCCCACACGGAGAGGCGAACGGGGCAUUAUUGCAUGAGGGCACGGGAGUGAGGAAGGGAGCGAAGUAUAUCAUUCGGACGGAUGUGGAGUAUGACGUUAAGCCUAGCGAGGAGUAA